This is a messenger RNA of Encephalitozoon romaleae SJ-2008, 759 nucleotides long. RefSeq lists its product as hypothetical. The coding region runs from base 1 to 759 and encodes 252 amino acids. The transcript has a single exon. NCBI's taxonomy places the organism in Eukaryota, Fungi, Microsporidia, Unikaryonidae. The record is from RefSeq and is a predicted model, not a curated record.
AUGAACUUGAUAUCUGCUACCAAUGGGAAUAUUGUUUUUCACAAGAACAAAACUUUGGUGGUAAGAGACAUUGCCACUGGUGCCAUAGAAAAGAUAGAUGCACCAAGCCGGAUAUCUUUUAUGUCUGGAAAGUAUCUAGCUGAUGGAGAAAAAAAUCUACAUUUUAUUGAAGGGCCUACACUAAGGAAUGUCCUGAAACUCAACAGAUGUAUCUUUUGCUUGGUCGAGUAUGAAAACGAAGUAUAUGUUGCAGAUAGAUUUGGAGAUGUCCAUAGAAUUAGAGGUGAGAGAUACGAGUAUGUGCUUGGGACCUUAUCUUAUCUAACAGGAAUGGCGAUACACAAUGGGAGAAUUCUGCUUAGUGAUAAGUAUGGAAGGAUUCGUAUCAGUGGAAUGGAUGGGAAAAUAUUGGGGUACAGAUUCGGGUGUGGGCCCAUAGUAUCUCUAGAAUGUAUCAACGGAGCUCUGGUUUCAAUAAGCAACAAGCAAAUAGUUCUAUACGAUAAGGAAUAUUCCUCAAGCUUUAUAUUUGAACUCCCAGAAGGCACAAGUGUUGUGAAAUCUAUGGGAAAGGGAAAAGACGAACUUGUGGUUAUUUGUUCAGAUUCCUACUUUCUGUUUAGAAUAGGAGAUGGAAUUGCCCUCGUUUCCCAUAUCGAGGAAACUAUUAUCGAUGGCGUUUGCAGUGGAUCUGUCUUUUACAAGGUACUACCAAACUUCACCAUUGUGGAUGGCAACGAGAAAGUCUUCUAUGAAUAA